This is a messenger RNA of Linderina pennispora, 504 nucleotides long. RefSeq lists its product as uncharacterized. The coding region runs from base 280 to 483 and encodes 67 amino acids. The record is from RefSeq and is a predicted model, not a curated record. The transcript has a single exon. NCBI's taxonomy places the organism in Eukaryota, Fungi, Kickxellomycota, Kickxellomycetes, Kickxellales, Kickxellaceae.
AUUUUUAGAAUAAAGUUUCUAAACUAAGGAGCAAAGGGGAUAAGGAAAAAGAAACCACGAACGCUGCAUGUCGCCCAUUUUCACCGUUCGCUGUAUGCUUAGAUCUUGCGCAGCAGUAGAACAAGGGCAACAUGCCAUGAUCAUUGUCCUUCUGCACUUCUCUCUCCUAUGAUUAAAUAGGAUCCUCCUUUCAAAACUUAUAAGCUCUGCACCGUAUAUACCUUCAAACACACAUAUACACGUAUCAACAAAUAGUAUAGAUAUAUUAUUUCUAAUACCAUGCUCGAUAACCCCAAGUGCUUUGAAGUUGAUUGGUGGAUACUCCAACUAAUCAACGGUAAUAAUACCCAACCAACUUCAAAACCCAUAGCGCCAUCGAAUAUGGUAAUGAAGCGAAAUAGCAUAUGGCGAUGGUAUACAUGUCUUGCUACAUGUUUGAGUGUCGCCGAAUAUCCUGUCGCUAAAAAGAUGUGGGAAGACUAGUAGAGAAAAAGUGUGUUGAUG